AUGGGAAACCACAUCUCCUACCAAACAUCCGAGUGUCAGAUUCAGUUGCCGGGAACGACUGGCUCUGUCAAAGGUUUGCAGAAUGGCACCCAAUCGAGACGCUUCGCCGGCAUUCCAUACGCACAAUCCCCCGUCGGUGACUUGAGAUGGCGUAAACCUCGACCCUACCCUUUGCAACAGCUCCCCGCAGGCCAGCCCGGGGAUACCUACGAUGCGACGCAAUUUGGGCCGGUCUGCCCGCAGCCUAUUUACUCCAAGGCCGUCAGCUCCCAUGGUGGGCCUAAACACACCUACCAUGAGGAUUGUUUGCGCCUCAAUAUCUGGACACCUGUUCCUGACCCCCAAGUAUGCAAUCCCAAGUGGCCUGUCGUCAUCUGGUUUCAUGGGGGCUGGUUCCAGAUUGGCGACCCCAGCCAAGAGCCGGGAAUGGACCCCACCGAACUCAUUUCCACUGCAAAGUUGAAUGCCAUCUUCAUUGCAGUGGGCUACCGAUUGAAUGUCUUCGGAUUCUUGGCGGGCGAGGCGCUGCGGGAGGAGUCGGCUGGCCAAGAAGUCGGCAACUAUGGCCUUUGGGACCAGCGACUCGCCCUGGAAUGGGUGUACCAGAAUAUUGCUGCAUUUGGGGGCGACCCAGAGAACAUCACAAUCUCGGGUCGCAGUGCUGGCGCUUACGCGGUUCAAGCUCAGGUUCUCUAUGACUUCCGGGGUGAGAUGGAGGACGCCAUGCGCAACAAAUUCCGCAGACUGUACAUGCAUUCUAACGCGAUUCCAUCCCAGCCCAAGACUGUAGAAGAUUGCCAGCCACAGUUCGAUGAAUUGUGUCAGCACUUUGACAUUCCAGAAGACUUGACAGGGGCAGAGAAGUUGGAGAAGCUGCGAGCCAUAAGUGCACCGGACCUAUGUGAUGCGAUCAUGAAACUCAAACACCACACUUUCCGACCGGUCACCGAUGGUGUCUUCAUCCAUCCAGGCGUCUUUGACUACUAUCGCAAUGGAUCUUUCGCCGCCGAGUUCAAGAAACGCGGCCUGCGGUUGUUCAUUGGGGAAGUCCGGGACGAAAACACACUGUAUGCCGUGACGAAUGGUCCGGAGGCCAAUGUGGAGUCUAUGAAACUGCAAGUAUCGAACUACUAUUCUCCUGCCACGACGGACCGUCUACUACGGCAUUACGCCCUACCAGAUUCCACAGACAAGCAGGAAUGGCAAUCUGUCUUCGGACAGAUUAUCGCCGACGGGCAGGUUCGAGCGCCCUACCGGUUUUUGGUGAACAAUCUCCUAGAGCACGGGGUGGAGCUCAAGGAUGUCUGGCGGUAUCUGAUCGCUUACCGAAUGUCAUUCAUCACUGAAAAGGUGGCGCCAGCAUCCUUCGGGGUCAGUCACAGCAUGGACAGACCGAUAUGGAAUUACUCCAUCAUGCAUGGACCCAGCCCGGCAGAGCGCAUUUUGAUGGAUGACUGGAUCCGAGAUCUAGUGGCCUUUGUGAAUGACCAGCCUGAUUACGAGUAUGGCACACGGUCGGCAGAUGAGUACAAGGUGAUGACCCCAGAGGGCACAAUUGAGGUUCAAAAGGACGGCCGAUGGGAUAGUCUUUUGCAGUUGAUGGAUGUGUUUUCGGGUCGUUCGGAGGCUUGA
Messenger RNA from Aspergillus niger, 1632 nucleotides. RefSeq lists its product as uncharacterized. The transcript is spliced from 2 exons. NCBI's taxonomy places the organism in Eukaryota, Fungi, Ascomycota, Eurotiomycetes, Eurotiales, Aspergillaceae. The record is from RefSeq and is a predicted model, not a curated record. The coding region runs from base 1 to 1632 and encodes 543 amino acids.